AAGUACUCGUACUCUGUACUCGACAUGGCACGUACCAAGCAAACAGCACGUAAAUCUACUGGUGGAAAAGCGCCACGAAAACAAUUGGCAACAAAGGCUGCUCGCAAGAGCGCACCUGCUACUGGCGGAGUGAAGAAACCACAUCGUUACAGGCCUGGCACCGUCGCUCUUCGUGAGAUCCGCCGUUACCAGAAAAGUACAGAGCUCCUGAUCCGAAAGCUGCCAUUCCAGCGUCUGGUUCGAGAAAUUGCGCAAGAUUUCAAGACCGACCUUCGAUUCCAGAGCUCCGCCGUGAUGGCCCUACAAGAAGCCAGCGAGGCAUACCUAGUAGGUCUUUUCGAAGACACCAACCUGUGUGCCAUUCACGCCAAACGUGUAACCAUCAUGCCCAAAGAUAUCCAACUUGCCCGUCGCAUCCGCGGUGAGCGAGCAUAAGUCGUAUGCCUAGCAUACACAAACCAAAACGGCCCUUUUCAGGGCCACCACAUCCUCCAAAAAGAGAACUACCGUCAAAUGAACGCACCUAUACCACAUUA
Saccoglossus kowalevskii is the source of this 536-nucleotide messenger RNA. Its product is annotated as histone H3-like. The record is from RefSeq and is a predicted model, not a curated record. NCBI's taxonomy places the organism in Eukaryota, Metazoa, Hemichordata, Enteropneusta, Harrimaniidae.